CUAGAUGAAAAAGAGAGAUUUGACCCGUCCCAAUUUCAGGAAAGCAUUGUGCAAGGUCUAAAUCAAAGCGGCUCUGAUUUAGAAGCUGUUGCAAAGUUCCUUGAUGCAUCUGGUGCCAAGCUCGAUUACAGGCGAUAUGCGGAGACCCUGUUCGACAUCCUGGUGGCUGGAGGAAUGCUCGCCCCAGGGGGUACUCUGUCUGAAGACGUGAUCUGCGCAGAAUGCUGUGUCUUCAAAGCACAAGAGGAUAUGGAGACCAUGCAAGCGUAUGCGCAGGUUUUUAACAAGCUCAUCAGGCGUUACAAAUACUUGGAGAAGGGAUUUGAGGAGGAAAUCAAAAAGCUGCUGCUGUUUCUCAAGGGCUUCACAGAGUCUGACCGCAACAAACUGGCCAUGCUCACGGGUAUUCUGCUGGCCAACGGCAAUAUCUCCGCAUCCAUCCUCAGCAGCCUUUUCAACGAAAACCUGGUCAAAGAAGGUGUUUCAGCUUCCUUUGCUGUGAAACUCUUUAAAUCCUGGCUCUCCGAGAAGGACAUUAACUCAGUGUCUGGCAGUCUACGGAAGGUUGGCAUGGACAGCCGACUUCUGGAGCUGUUUCCAGCUAACAAACGCAGUAGUGAGCACUUCUCAAAGUACUUCAACGAUGCAGGGCUAAAGGAGCUUUCAGACUUUGCCAAAAACCAGCAGUCCAUAGGUGCACGCAAGGAGCUACAGAAAGAGAUUGAAGAUCAGAUGUCACGAGGGGAUGCCCUCAAGGAUAUUAUCGCGUACACCCGAGAGGAAAUGAAGAAGAGCAACAUCUCAGAGCAGACAAUGGUUGGGCUGAUUUGGUCCAGUGUGAUGAGCUCCGUGGAGUGGAACAAGAAGGAGGAGUUGGUCGCAGAACAAGCCAUUAAACACUUAAAGCAAUAUAGCCCGCUGUUGAAGGCUUUUACCUCCCAGGGAUUCUCUGAACUCACGCUUCUGCUGAAGAUCCAGGAAUAUUGCUACGACAACAUCCACUUUAUGAAGGCCUUCCAGAAAAUCAUUGUUCUCCUCUACAAAGCGGAUGUCUUAAGCGAAGAAGCAAUUCUGAAGUGGUACAACGAUGCCCAUUUGUCCAAAGGGCAAAGUGUUUUCCUGGAACAGAUGAAAAGCUUUGUUGAAUGGCUCAAGAACGCAGAGGAAGAGUCUGAGUCAGAGGAAGAAGAGGCAGACUGAGGAUGUCGUAUGACGAAUUCAGUGCAUCAUUUCAAUUUAACUUUACAUGAGAUUCUGUCCAAGGGUUGGGUUUUUUUUCUUAACAGAAGUCCCUUUAUGUCUUGUGUUUUUAUUCUCUACCUCUGCAUAUCUUUGUCAACUGUCAUAGAAGGGCUUUAAUAUUCUUUGGACUUGCUUCCUUUAUAAAUCAAUACUUGUACUUCUCUUUGUAUUUCUUAAAGAGCCUUUCUUGGUGGCAGACUGAGCUAAAUGGAGAAAAAUAUUCUAUUCCGACUUUUUUUUUUCUUCCUUUGUUGAAAGGCAGUUUCCUUUUAAUUUAGCCACUUUGAUGAGAAAUUUCACUGCUUUUUGUAUUUGGUUUUAGAGCUCAUAUUUGCAAAAGGCUUCCAUCUGUGUAACCAUGAUAUGGUGUUCAUGUAAAAGACAAACUGUUUUCUGACCUCGUUUUUAGAUCUCUGUCAGUGGUGUGACAACGUGGAAUUUACUGCCGGUUUUUAGAUUCAGUCUCCAUUACUGGGAAUGGAGCUUUGCCAUUUUACACAGUCUCCUUUAUGAUGGUAAUGUUGCCCCAAAAAUUAUGUUUUAAAAUUCUUAAGUGAGUUUUGUAGGGUUAUGGCUUUUAUCAAACAUUUUAAAAUAAAUAAGUAAAUUU
Molecule: messenger RNA, 1852 nt
Organism: Cyprinodon tularosa
Lineage: Eukaryota; Metazoa; Chordata; Actinopteri; Cyprinodontiformes; Cyprinodontidae
Product: basic leucine zipper and W2 domain-containing protein 1-A-like
Exons: 10
Cellular component (GO): cytoplasm; membrane
Molecular function (GO): protein binding
Source: RefSeq, a predicted model, not a curated record